CACAACCGCCAAACAGUCAGCUGAAUCAGGUACAAUGAUGCGUGUCGGGCGAUUUGCUGUUGUCAUAGCCGUCAUAUUGGUCUGCUGCAACGCUGAUCCACACAGGGAACAAGAUGGGAGCGUAAGUGAUCACAGCUCAGGACGCUACGACGCUAAUGGUUUUAGACAAAAAGAAUUCGAUUACCUAUUGAGACUUCUACUGCAAAACGAACAUCGGAAUGGUGACCGUAACUUAAACGGUAUCGGAGGUAGCACUUUGAUGGGAAGGAACAUUAAUGGUGGUCUAGGAGGGAGUACGCUAUUAGGACGUAACGUAAACCGUUAUGAAGCAUUAAAAAGUGGCAAUAGAAAUUUAAAUGGAAUCGGUGGCAGUGGAAUGCUGGGCCGUGAUGUAGGGGAACAGAGAGAAUUAAGUGCUCGUUUUGUUGAUCCCCUAGGCGGAAGCAACUUCGUUCGCAACUUGGAUUCACUUGGCGGAGGAAAUUUCGUCAGGAACCUUGAUUCACUCGGCGGAGGAAAUUUCGUCAGGAACCUUGAUUCACUUGGCGGAGGGAAUUUUGUCAGGAACCUUGAUUCACUCGGUGGGGGGAACUUGGUGAGGAACCUUGAUUCACUAGGCGGGGGAAACUUUGUCAGGAAUCUUGAUUCACUGGGCGGCGGAAAUUUUGUAAGGAAUCUGGAUUCACUGGGCGGGAGUAACUUUGUCAAGAAGAACCUUGAUCAGAUCGGAGGACCUAACCUUGUUAAGAGAAACUUAGACUCUCUGGGCGGCGGUAAUUUCGUUAGAAAUUUGGACCCUCUCGGUGGUGAUAACUUUAUGCGAGCGGUGGAGCUGGGCGAGGGAAACGUUCUUUAAAAUUAUUCGUAAAAUUGUUACAGUUUUCUCACUCGUAUAGUAAAUAGUAAUGGAACAACGUAUAGAUUGUGAUAUGAGAUAGUUAAUACUUGUUUGUCGUUUAUUUAUUUAAAUUGUCAACGUUAAAUAGAUUUCUUGCAAUA
Molecule: messenger RNA, 999 nt
Organism: Papilio xuthus (Asian swallowtail)
Lineage: Eukaryota; Metazoa; Arthropoda; Insecta; Lepidoptera; Papilionidae
Gene: Ork
Product: orcokinin
Exons: 4
Coding region: 35-856 (273 amino acids)
Source: RefSeq, a predicted model, not a curated record